Messenger RNA from Octopus bimaculoides (California two-spot octopus), 701 nucleotides. Its product is annotated as cysteine dioxygenase type 1. The record is from RefSeq and is a predicted model, not a curated record. Gene Ontology annotation, molecular function: cysteine dioxygenase activity; ferrous iron binding. Gene Ontology annotation, biological process: L-cysteine catabolic process. Lineage: Eukaryota; Metazoa; Mollusca; Cephalopoda; Octopoda; Octopodidae.
UUUUCUUUUCUUUACAGAUAUACUAGAAAUCUUGUAGAUGAAGGAAAUGGCAAAUAUAACCUGAUGAUCCUCUGCUGGAAUGAAAGUCAAGGGAGCAGCAUCCAUUCCCAUUCAGAAUCUCAUUGCUUCCUGAAAGUUUUGUCAGGAAUUGUUAAAGAAGAGCUAUUUGAAUGGCCCUCAGACUCCAGAGAGGAAUCAAAAAUGAGCAAAAGUCAUGAGGCAAUAUUUGAAGAAAACUCUGUUACUUACAUCAAUGACUCUAUUGGACUUCACCGGAUGGAAAAUCAUAGCCACAGUGACAAAGCUAUCACCUUACACCUGUACUCACCACCAUUUCGUAGCUGUAAAACAUUUGAUGAAAGAACUGGACACGUGAGCAUUGCUCCAAUGACAUUUUGGACUAAAUAUGGAAAGAAAGUUCUGCAAAAUGACCCUUCAACCCAGGAUGACGAUGUCGUUGAAGUAACAGAGAACAAUUAAAGCUUCUACCAUGAUCCUCUUUUAUGAUACUGAAAAUAAUUAAAGGCUAUCUUCUUAUUCAAAUGUAUCAAACAGAUUAAAAACCUUAUAUUAUUCUUUUAUUCCUCCAAUCAGCUAUAUAAGAAUGUGUGUAUGCUCUACUUUUAUCUGACUUUAAUCCAACUAACAUAAUAUCUUUAUUUGCUAUAUUCAUUUUAAUAAAAUUAAAUCUUAAUAAACUU